UGUCACUUCCGGCGAGCCAGAAGACGUCACAUGUUUUGGUUUUUGGGGAGAUCAGAAGCUCAAACACUCAGAAACUGCAUCUUUAAACCUCACAGCGGGAGGCUCAGAUGGGAGUUGACCAGACGGAACCGGAGGUGCCGGCGGAGGCGGUGGGCAGGCGGGUGUCCUGCGGCGGGGAGCGGGCCACGGUGCGGUACGUGGGCCCGGUGCCGCCGACAGCAGGGCUGUGGCUAGGCGUCGAGUGGGAUAACCCAGAGAGAGGCAAACACGACGGCAGCCACGACGGAGUUCAGUAUUUUACCUGCAGACACCCUAAAGGAGGCUCUUUCGUCCGUCCAGCGAAGGCGAGCUUUGGCGUGGACUUCCUGACCGCCGUGCAGCAGGUGUACCAGGUGGACUCGGAGGAGGUGCUGAGGGAGGAGAUCUCCAUCUCCUCCAAGAAGCUCAAGUGGGGGAAUAUCAAGGAGCGCAGUUUUGAGAGUCUUCCAACAGUGUUGCUGAGCCGCUCUGAAGUAAACGGGCCUGGAGCCGACGGAGAAAUCAGGAAAACAACGCCGAAUGUGCAGUGGCUGGACCUGAGUGGGACUCUGCUGUCCAGCUGGGAGGACGUGGCUGCCGUCACCCAGCAGCUGGACAAACUGGAGGGACUUCAGCUCAGCAACAACAGACUGUGUUUGCCGUCCGACCCGUCGGCUCACUGCCAGGCGUUCUGCAGCCUUAAAGUCCUUGCCCUCAAUAGCUGCGACCUCACCUGGCCUCAGAUCCUGGAAUGCGCCCCCAUGUGGCCACAGCUAGAGGAUCUGUGCGUAGAAGAAAACAACAUCACAGAGCUGCAGAAGCCCGACGGAGUCCUGCAGUCCCUGAAGAGUCUCAGUCUGUCCAGUAACCCUGUAGUGCAGGACAGUCUGAUCAGGAUAGCUGCUCUGCCCAGACUGGAGCAGCUGAGCUUGUCCAAGACCGGACUGACAGACAUUCGGUUCGAUGACGCCGCUCCUGGGUCUCAGACAGCCAUGUUUCCAGCACUGAAGAAUCUCAACGUGGACCACAACAACAUCACCGAGGUCAGUUUAAUCUCAGAUACAAAUACAAACACUUUCUGGAGACGUUCAGGAGAGCAGAGACACUGUGAACACCAGGCAUCACUGACGGUUGCACCUGUAACCAGCAGUCGUCCAUUAACUGGAAGGACGGUGGUUCGAUCCCCGCUCCUCCGGUCUGAAUGUCGAAGUGUCCUUGUCACUGGACCCCGGAUUGCUCCCGGUGUCCAUUGGUUUGCGCCUUACUCUUGUCAGCGUGUGUGAAUGCGAUGAAGUGUAAAGCGCCUGUCCUGCAGCCUCUCGCUCCGUCUCCGUGCUCUU
This is a messenger RNA of Micropterus dolomieu (smallmouth bass), 1358 nucleotides long. RefSeq names its product tubulin-specific chaperone E-like. The transcript is spliced from 11 exons. Gene Ontology annotation, molecular function: alpha-tubulin binding. NCBI's taxonomy places the organism in Eukaryota, Metazoa, Chordata, Actinopteri, Centrarchiformes, Centrarchidae. Bases 108 to 1301 code for a protein of 397 amino acids. Gene Ontology annotation, biological process: protein folding. The record is from RefSeq and is a predicted model, not a curated record.